Messenger RNA from Caenorhabditis auriculariae, 11355 nucleotides. Lineage: Eukaryota; Metazoa; Nematoda; Chromadorea; Rhabditida; Rhabditidae. The record is from the annotation of a GenBank genome assembly.
AUGGAAAUCGAGACGCGAAUAAUCGUAUUAGAAGAGGGACAGAACCUUGACACUGUAGUAAGGCGAUUAGAAAAAGGUCAGUUUUUCUUUGACAGUUUAGAGAAAAUGUCAUUCUCUAUCACUGUAGAAUUCCGCGGAAAUUCCGUUUAACUUCAGCUCGCGUAAAAUGUUCAGAGUGAAAAUUUGCGAGUUUUUUUUUUUGAUCCGAGCUUCAAUUUUUAAUCCGUAUCAUCUGAAAAUUCAGUUUUUCUGCUGCAAUUUAAUUUACGAGGCUAGGAAUUUGAAGAUGUCUUUUUUGUAUCAUAGUUUUUAGAAUCAUUUUUUCCACCAUAAAAAUUUUACUGUCAUCUUUCCUUUAUGAUUAAAGGAUGGGUCGUGCGGUUCAAGAGAGGUUCCUCGCUGCUCGGCAAGGAAGUUUCAGUCAGAACCACACUGACCGGAACAGAACCUCUGAGAUGGAGUCCUGGAAACGACCAUUUGGCAGUUUUCUGCGAGAUUGUUUGUUCGCGAGCCGGAUCUUUCAAAUACACAUUUUCAGUUGACUCGAGGUAUAUUCAACAGUUCAAGGCCAUCUUUAAAAAAAAGGAAUUUAGCUCGGAAACAUCAGGAAGUGGCUACUUCUUGGUGAUGCCGCAGCUGAGCAUCAAUGGAAAUCCACUCCCUCUGGAUGGCAUCACCUGCCAAACGCACCUGGUGAAACUUCUCGGCGACCUUUCCUCCUGGAAGAACCGCCUGAGGGUCACCAAGGAGAGCGGCUACAACAUGAUCCAUCUGACGCCGAUCCACGAGCUCGGCAUCUCCAACAGCAGUUAUUCUCUCAGUGAUCAUCACGCUCUGAUGGAUUCUAUUCAUAAGGUCGGUUUUGUCAUUAAACAAUUAUUUUAUACUCUUUCUGGUUCAGUUUGUUCAGAUUUUUCACUAGGGUGUUUAGAAAUGUAGAGUUUUUGCAUAACCUACAGAAAAAAAUAUUGAAAAAUUUCCUCAGAAAUUCGUCAAAUUCUCAAAAUUUUUAGAAAAAUGAGCUGAGUGUUAUAAUCAAUUUCGGCUUGUUAACUUGAUAAUCAAAAAUUCUUAUGAGGGGAUUUUUUUGAAAAAAAGAUUGACUGAUUUAUUUUUGCACUUUUUUUUUUAGAAAAAAGCUCCAUUUUUAUGAGGUUUUGUACAUAGGAAAGGUCGGAAAGAAUGUUUCCUUUUUGCUGCCUUUUUGCGCCAUUUUUUCGGCUAUUAUGCACCAUUUUUGCUGCCAAUCUUUGUUUCCACCAUUUCUAAGCCUCAGAAAAAAUGAAAGGUUCGAUGAUGGGACUCUUUUUGUUGCCUUUUUUGAGCCUCUCCCAUUGAGCGGCCAUUAUCCACCAUUGUGACUUUUACCGAGUAUUCAUUUUUAAAAAUCGAAAUCUUGCAUGUUUUCCUCAAAUUUUUCAAUUUAAUCAAUGUUUCAAAGACUAAAAAAUGAAUACGUAUUUAGAUCGAAAGCUUUAUUCCUUGUUUCAAAGAUAUUUUCCAUCAGGAUGGCAAAAAGUAUACAUUCGAUGACGUUCAAAAUUUGGUUAACGAGAUCGAAAAAGAGUGGGGAAUCAUCACAGUCCAAGACGUCGUCUGGAACCACGCAGCCAAGAACUCCAAGUGGCUCUUGGUAGGGUUUUCCUUCGAAGGAAUCCUUGACUGGAGAAUUUUUAGGAGAAUCCCAACUCUUCGUAUAAUUGUUACAACAGUCCGCACCUGAGGCCGGCCUACGUCGUCGACCGUUGCUACCAUCAGUUCGGAAAAGAAGUCGGCGAAGGCGUCUGGACGGAUCGAGGCGUUCCUCCCGUUGUAGACAAUAUCCAUCACAUUUCGGUUGGUGGUCGAUUCAGCUUACCAGGAAAUGCUCUCAGCUCCCAGUGGGACUUGAGAAUGAGACCAAGUUUACUAAAUUUAAUUUUUCACGCUGAUCCCAAAUCUGAUCUCAAAAACUGCCACGAAGGUCUGUGAAAAAUGUUAUCGACCCUCAAAAGUCGAAAGUUUCAAUGUCUCCGAUUGAGGUUUUUGUAAGGUAUCGUGUCCUUGGGGUAGCAGAAAACUUGUCUUUUUUCUGGAAAAGUUGGUCAGUACACUGAGGGGCGUGGCUUGUCACGCUUCCCACCAACUAGGCCCUUUUCUUUACUUUUUUCAUAAAUCGUGUCAAGAUCUUUUUUUAUGGCUCAAGCCAGCUGUGAUCCUAUCACGUUUGAAAAAAAAAAUUGAAAAAUUGAGAAGAAACUAGAAAAAUUUUUAGUGGCCACUUGAGAGGUUCAUCAAGGAUUUAUUAGCCACUAAAACGUCAAAAAAACCUUAAGUUGCUACUUCAGAGGUUCCUCGAGGGCUUCUUAGCCAUUAAAACGCCGAAAACCCUUAAGUGGCCACUUAAAAAGCACCUCAAAAAUUUUUUAGCGACAAAAGCGCCAAAAACCCUUAAGAGGCCACUUGAGAGGUUCAUCUAGGAGUUCUAAGCCACCAAAACCUUUGAGUGGCCACUAGAAAUUUUUCCCAGAACAGAAAAAUGAUUCAAGAAAGGCUUGAUUUUGGGAUUAUAAAUCAAAAAAAUUGAAAUUUCAGAACAUCGAGUAUCUUCUAAGAGCAGAAGUGCUGCCAAAAAUCCAGCUCCACGAGUUUUUCCAAGCCGACGUCGCCGCCUUGGCAGCUCAUUUUUCGGAUUUGGUCAACGCCGCCGGCGGUCCCGUCGAGGCGCCACUUGACCAAGAGCUCGUGCUGGAAGUUGAUCCGGAAUGGCGGCGUUUUGGGCGAACAGUCGACAUGAAAACGGCUCUGCGUGUUUUCAAUCGUCAUAGGUGCGCGAAACGCUAUUCUUCUCUCCCCCCCCCCCUACCAUUCAUCCUGGCGAAAAUAAGCUUAAAGUUAAGCUGGACUUCAAAAAUUUCAAAAUAGUCUAUUUAGGGUCAACUUCAAGCUUCCUUCAAGGUGCUUUUUAAGGAACAUUUUAUCUCCUCCUAUAGGGGCCAUUAAAGCUGAAAAAAUGUUUCAUUAUCAAGUGAAAAGACCCUAUAAGGACAACUUGAGCUUUAAGGAUUAAGUUCAAAUUUUAAACCUCUAUAGAUACCACCGAAUUUUUACCCUUAUAGGAGACUUUUUUUUUGCACUUAAGGGGCAGCUUUUCUCCCUAACCCCUAUGGGGGCCACUCUGGCGUUCCUAAGAAUGGAAAAAAACUGUUCACUAAGUCCAUAAAUGGUUUACUAUCAAGUUUUCAGAGAAGGUUCCUGGUCGGAGGAGCACCGACGUGAGCAAUGUGUCAAUUUAUUCCGCGAGCACGUCGAAUAUCUCAACGGAAAAGGUUUUUGGGAAAUUAAUUAUGAAGAAUAGAAUAUGCCUCAGUCUGAAUCUAGAAAAAUUGUGCUCUGGAAAAUUCUGAUUCUGAAGUUUUCCUGUUUUUUACUGGUUGAAAUUAUUACCUAAAGUGAAAAUAAUUAUUUUUUCUAGUGUGAAGUAACUUUUUUGAACUAAUUGACAAAGCAUACAUACUUUGAAGCGUUUAGGAAGGGUCAGACUCAUUAUCUUUAAGAAUAAAAAUCGGAAAAAAUUCCGGAAGUUCUUCGUUCCCAAAAAAAAUUUUUUUUCUUCUCUCAGCUGGCGCGGAUUCAUGGGAAAUCAUCAUGUCCGGGCUGAACUCCGUAAUGGGCCACAUAAGGUACGAAAGAACCGCCGACCAUGGACCCAAGCGAGGCCGAGUCGAUCCCGAGAACCCACUCACCACAGAGUAAUCAAUAAUAUUCAAUAUUUACGGUAUUAUUAUACUUGAGCUAUUUCCUCCACUUGGAAAGCUCGAACGGAUGGAAAGACGAAGAAAAACUGGCCUACGACUCGGAAAAGUCGAAGUUUUUGAUGGCUUUCAAUGGCUGGAUCAUGAGCAGCAAUCCUCUAGUCAACUUUGCUCUUUCAGACUCACAGGUAGAAAUGAAAAAGGGUAAAAAUUUCAGUUCAUUCAAGGUUUAUUUACGACGAGAGCUGGUUUGCUGGGGCGACUCGGUCAAACUGAACUACGGAGAGAAGGAGGAAGACAGUCCGUUCCUCUGGGAGUUCAUGAAGACUUAUACGUGAGCCAUUCUGCAAUUUGUUUGCUGAACUUUCCCGAAGUUCAGUCAAAAGUGCGCAAAAAUUUUCCACGGCCUCCGGAUCGACAACGCCCAUGGGACGCCAAUUCACGUGGCGGAGAAGCUUCUCCUGGCCGCCAGAGAGGUCAAACCGGACCUCUACGUCUUCGCCGAGCUGUUCACCGGAAGCGAGCAGCUCGACAAUCUCUUCGUCAAUCGUCUCGGCAUUUCUUCUUUGAUUCGAGGUGUUUAUACAAAUAAGAACACUACGCGGCCAAAGUCCAAACGACUUAUUUUGGACUUUAGAGAAAGAACCCAAGCUCAUUUUUAAGUUCCUGAAAAAUACUUCUCACUUUUCUCAAGAACUAAGGGUUUUUUAUGGACCUGAAACUUAUGAACUUCUUUUCAAUGCUUUUUUAUCUCUUCUAAAAGGACCUUUCCGAUGAGAAGUCAAGAAAAAAGUCUUUUAAGGGGGUUUUUUAAAGCCCAUUUUUGGGCACUUUUGACCUUUUCCCGUGUAAAGAUAGGGUCUCAUUACAUUUUAUAUUUUUUUAAAGUUUAUGCUAGAAAAAAAUUUUUUUAAUUGUGAGAAGUUUGUCUCGUGUACCUCUUGUGAUAUUUGCUUAAAAAUAAUGGAUUUUUUGGAUUUUAAUGGAAGAACGAGUUAUGGCUCAUUGUAAAAAUGGCUCUCUAAAAUUGGAGCAUUUUUGUAGAUUAGAAACAUGAGAAGUCAUUUUAGCCGGUCUUUUGAAAUUUGGAAAUUUAUAAAUUUGCUCAAAAACUUCUAAAUGAAACAGGAGCGGUAUUUGUCUGUAAAAAAACUUUUAGUUCUGAAGAUUUUUCAAAAGCAUAAGUUCAACACGGAAUAAGCAACUGUUUCUUUCUAAUUUUAAAUUUUAAUUUCUGAAAAUGAGCAGGUUACGAAUUUUUCGUGUUAGAUUCUUAAUACAUACAGCGAUUAUUUUAGCAAACUCAUAAAAAAAUAUCCAAAAAAAUCUAGGGAAAUGACUUACAAUGAAUCAUGUGCUUGCCUCGGUUAGAUUCAAAUCUGAGGUAUUAAAGAAAUUAUAUAUGAUUAUCGAUUUACUGAAAAUAAGCUCGGUUUUUAUGAAAAUUCAGAAUCCCGAAAGAAUAAAAAACUGUUUUCCCAGAAGCUCAAUCGGCCCACGAUAGCCACGAACAAGGACGGCUGGUUUACAAGUAAUUCCCUUCCUUAAUUCCCAUUGAGACUAGUUGGUCUGGUUGAAGGUACGGCGGAGAUUGUGUUGGAGCGAUGAUUCCGAAGAAGACACGACUGGCCCCAGAAUCUAUCGCCCAUGGACUCUUCCUCGACUUGUCCCACGACAACCCGUCGCCGAUUCUGGUUGAAUCCUCUAUCGAACUUAUUGAAAAAUGUGUGAUUCAAGACCCGGAGCGUGUACGACCUGCUGCCGACGGCGGCGAUGGUCACCAUGGCGUCUUGUGCCGUCGGCUCCAACCGCGGCUACGACGAGUUGAUCCGACAUCAUGUCAGAAUUCUAGCCGGGCCUUCUGGAAAUAUGAAUUUCUUUGAAGAUCCAUGUCGUCACGGAGAAACGGCUCUACUCGAACUGGGAGCGCGAGGAGGAAGUGAGCCUGAAGAAGGGCAUGAUCAGCGCCAGAAAGGUGCUCAACAACCUCCAUUCUUGGCUCGCUCAGAAUGGAUACACACAGGUUGGUCUAGCCUUGUGGGGUGAACGGAAGCAAAAAUAAAGCACUUGAUUUUUUCUUGUGAAAUAUUGGUACGAGCUAAAAAAAAAUACCUGAUUAAGUGGGCCUAAUUUAUCCUAAAGAUGCAAAUGAGAGUGUAAGUUUUGAGGUUACUUAGAAAUAAUUAUGGUUUUAGCGUUCCAGUCAAGCAAGAUUGGACUAGAAAAGCUGAAAAUUUUGUGAUUCUAUCAUUUUUUGAAUCGAAGAGAGUUUUGAACUCCCUAGAUAAAAAUUUUCCUUCUCAACUUGCAAAAUUACUUUUGAAAAUUAGAGUAUCAACAUUUUAGUAAGAUGGGAUGUGACUAGGAAAUUUUGAAGUUGAAGAAUCUGCUCUUAAACAUUUGAUAAUUGUUUCAAUUUUAAUGAUUUUUAAUUCCUAUUCUGUGAUCUUAAGUGCGUUUACCAAUUUUGGAACAUUUUGACGUUUGAUCGAGAUUAGCGACCCUUUUUUUGGAAAAUUAGUUUUUUCGAAAUGAAAUAAACCUGAAAUUCAAAAUUAAAUUUUCGCAGCUUUAAAUUCCUCUCAUGGGCAAAGUCGGAAAGGGUGGAAAAAGGUUCCAAAGAAAGGUUCCUUUUAGGCUUUCAAAAGUUCCUUUUUUGCUGUCAUUUUGCGUCAUUUUAUCGGCUCUUAUGCACCAUUUUUGCUGUUUCUCCCUUUUCCGCCAUUUCUUGAGCCUUUGAAUCUCAAAAAAAUGGAAGGGUCAAUAAAGGGACUCUCUAUUUCUGUCUUCAUGCGGCCUUUUUUGAGCCUCCCCCUUUUAGAGGCCAUUAUCCGCCAUUCCGACUUUGGCCGAGCUGUAAGAAUUUCAAGAGACUUCAAAAUAAAACUUUCUCUCUGAAAAGUUUCGUUUCAGGUCUUCGUCGACCAAAUGAACACGGACAUUGUUGGAAUCACGCGCCACAAUCCGAAAACUCACGAAACGGUCGUUCUCGUCGCUCAUACGGCCUUUGACAAGAACAAAUUCGUCGAUUCUCCUCACGGACUCAAGCAUAUCCCCAUUGGAGGCUAGCCAAUGAUGAUCCAUUCAACCGCCAAGAUUUUAUUUUUAGGAGUUCUUGAAAACGUCCUGUUUGAGAUCAAUCUCAAUGUGACUGUUCCUGAGUGGGAGCCAGGCAAGGCCGUUGAAUAUUCUUCAAAAUGAACAUAUUUAUAUUUAUAGAGGACCUAGAAGUCCUGAUCGGCUUGUCGAACUAUGAGGUGAAGAUCCGGGAGCACGUCCCGCCCGAGGAAGGCUCAAUGUUCCGACUUCACGGAGGUCCGAUGGGCUACAUCGAGCUGACCGCCUUCCCCACCGGCUCCGUUGUCGCGUUCAAGUCAGAGAAUUUUUGAUCUCCGUGGACCUAGAAGCCUGUGAAAGAAAGACACUUAUCUUAGGAACCCCAGAAUGGUCCCUAUAGGGGCUAUUGGAGAGUACCCUCUAGGGACCACUUUACUAACCCCCAUAAGGGUCACUGAAGUUUGCGAAAGUGGUCCCUACAGGGGAAAUGCUAAUUGAUAACUUGUAUGAACUCUAUGCGAAGAAGCAUUUCCAUAGGAAAAACUGAAAAAAUAAGCGUUUUUCUAAUAAAAAUUGAGAGACCCCUGUAGGGUCCACUUGAGCUUUAGGGGCUAAGGGGUCAGACCCUAAACCUCUAUAGGGACCACUUCUUCGACCCCUAUAUGGGUCCUUUUCUCUAUGAACCGCUCAGCCGAUUUAUGGAGAAGAGACGCAGACAGGUCAGACUGAAGAAGAGUAACACGAGAUCACAAUUUUUCCCUGAAAUUGAAAGUUUUGGGAAAUGAUUUUUUAGAAUCAAACUCUCGGAUGAGGCCAGCGGCGCUGCCGAUCAGAUUAACCAACUUGUUGAGGGCGAAAAUAACGAUCUCGAAAAAGGUCCGCAUACCGUCCCCCUCAUUUCAAAUCAAACUCGUCUCAGAAUUCAAAUUCCUACUCCAAGAUCUCAAUUUCCAACAGUUCAAUCAUCUUCUUUUCUCUUGUGAAGCCGAAGAUUACGCAGUCAUUGGCCAAGGCGGCUACGAAGUGCCCAAUUUCGGAAAAUUUGUCUAUUGUGGAAUACAAGGUGCUUAAAAGAAGACAACAUAAAGAAGGAGUUUUUGUCAGGAAUGAUACCGGUUUUGGACAAAAUCCGCGAAAACAACGACUUGGGCCAUCCGCUUUGCCAGAACUUGCGUGAUGGAACUUGGCUUUGCGACUACAUCGUUCAAAGAAUUGCUAAAUUUGCCGGUCUCGAAAUGGUGAAUUCAGUUUUGGAAACGUCUUGAAAAUCCUCUAUUGCUUUUCUCCGGGGUACAGCUAAAGUUUGAAAUAGACGAAAGUCAUCUUUGUAGUGUAAGAUAUCAUAAAAACCAACUUCAAGCAUCAAAACGUUAUAGGAAAAGUUAAAUUUUGGGGUUUGAUGAUUCUACGUAGCAGUAAAAUGGUUGAAUUUAUUUGAUUCCUGCUAAAUGGCGCGACAAGGGCCUUUUUCUGGAGAGUACUGUAUGUGAAAUUCCGCAUUUUGCAUAUGCGUGUUUGCACACUCUGACCGUUCCUCCUAUUUUUUUUCAGGUUUGCUCUAAGAUCUGUCCAAAGGAUUACAACUAUGGGAAGCAAUUGAACUAAAAACUUUGAAAUAAAAAUGGAAAACGCGCAGAAUGUGCAAACAAGCAAAAUGCGGACUUUCCCCUACAGUACUCCUCGAAAAAAAAAUUCGCUCCUGUCAUAACACCGCAAAAAUAGAUGAAAUACUCGCUUGAAAGUAAAUUGAACAGUACCUUUUUUAUGGGCUGACUGACCUGAAGUUUUUGAGUAAUUCAGUUUUCAGAAGGAGUUGCUUCGAAGAAUAAGUGAAAAAAUUUUUUAUUUAGACCAAAAGUAAUCCGAGUUUUUCAGAUCUCAACCUUUUUCGACACGGUUCUCGGCCCACUCCGUGAUAUUCCUUACUACCUGAGGCCAAGCUAUUUCGAAGCCGUCGUCUCCUUUUUAUACCGAUCCGUCAGAUCGGUCCUUCUCGACAAGCUUUCCACGUGGGCACUCCUCAGAAGAGUUGGAAAUCGUGGAGAUUUUUUUUUAGAAGGAUGCUCAACUCGAAUACUCUGCUGCGAUGGCUGACGACGUCGACGGUGGCCUUCACAGGCGACGUCCCAGGCGCCGGACUCGCGCCCCUGCCGGAGUCUUCUGAAGCAGAAGGAGGACGUCCGUCGUCGUUGGCGGCUGGACUUCCCUCACUUUGCCGUCGGCAUCUGGCGCAACUGGGGACGCGACACCUUCAUCGCACUGCCUGGAUGUCUUCUCCACACUGGACGCUUUGAAGAUGCCAAGUCCGUUUCUCAUCAAGGAGCAUAGUUCGAAAAGAUUCUGUAUCCCCGAAAAAUAGUCGACAAUUUUUCAACGUCACUGAGACUUCUGGAGACAAAAUUCAUAAAAAUUCAGAGUCCUAAGUUUUCGUUGGCUUUUCCAAGUUUUCUCUUAUUUAUUAAAAAUGUUUGAUAGUAGAUAGGAAAGGUCCUGCCCAUUUCAGUAGUCAAAACUUUACAAAAUAAAGCCCCCUUUUAGAUAAAGCUUCAUGAUUUUUCUGAAACUUGACCAAAUCACUUGGAUAUAAUGGAUAUAAUGGAACUUUAGCUUUCACGGUUUGCUAUUUCUUGAGAAAAUAUUGUGAAGUUGGCACUUUCCUGAUCUUCAACUGAAAGUUAUCUGCUCAAGUUUCAGAAAUCUCAGUCAAAUUAUGUUCCUUAAAAGGGAUUAAACUACUUGAAAACUUCAAACUUAAGAUUUCUGCCUUUCUGUCGAACUCUAUUUGAGUUUUCUCAUGUCAAUUCUUGUAUCAGAAGGUACAAUAAUUCGACAAAAAAGGUCUUCAGUGAAGUCAGAGGUUUUUAGCACGGUAAACUGCAGGAAAACUUGUCCAACAAGUCAACUUGACCAUAUAAAACCUUCAAAUUUGAAUUUUCAGAAACAUCAUAGUUUCUUUCGCCGGAUCAAUGCGACAUGGACUGAUUCCGAACUUGUUGGCAGAAGGAAUCGGUAAAAAUAUAAAAAUAUCUGUAUUGUUUUCAACUUUGAGCCUAGGAGCUCGAUUCAACUGCCGUGACGCGGUUUGGUUCUGGCUUCUGUCCAUCGUUCGGUACGUCGAAAUGGCGCCCGAGGGCAAGAAUAUUUUGAAAGCGACGGUCCGAAGAAUUUACCCGAGUGAUGAUACCAUUUUCGGAGAAGAUGAGAGGGUACACAAUUUUUUUUCUUCUUUUAAAUUGGAAAGAAUUCAGGAAGAACCACUGCUUGAUACAGUCCUGGAAGCUUUGGACCGCCAUUUUGACGGAAUAAGCUAUCGGGAGCGGAACGCUGGAAGCUCGAUUGAUGAACACAUGAAAGAUGAAGGUGAGUACAGUAAAUUACAUAAAAAUGGAAGAAAAUCACGGAUUGACACACAUUUCGCAACUCUUAGGCCAGAUCAGCGCAAAAAUAGGUUUUUUCAGGCUUCAACAUCGAUGUCCACGUUUGCAAAGAAACGGGCUUCGUUUUGGGCGGAAACCGAUGGAACUGCGGUACCUGGAUGGACAAAAUGGGCAGCAGCGAGAAGGCGGGAAACCGUGGCGAACCUGCGACUCCCAGAGACGGCGCUGCCGUAGAAAUCCAGGCACUCGCCUACCGCGUCCUGCAGGCCUUGGCCAGCUGGGCGGGUGAUGGAACAAUCUCUCGAAAGUCCGUCAAAAAUGGUAACCCCUACUUCAGCUUUUUCUUCAAAAUUCAAUUCUUCAGACAGUUCAUGGACAUGGGAACAUUGGGCUUCCAAAAUCAAGGAGAAUUUCGAAAAGGAAUUCUUCGUAGAAGCCGACGAGGAGGGAGAAUUCAUCAAUAGGCGAUCAAUUGUAAAAGAUAGCGUCGGUUCGACCCUCAAGUUCACUGAUUACCAAUUACGGUGUAAUUUCGCUAUCGCGUUGGCUACGGUAAGAUUAUGGAACAAAAAAAAUUUGAGAUCGUUUUUUUUUUCACAGGCACCAGAUCUCAUCGAUGAAUCCAAAGCGUGGGCGGCCUUGGACACCGCUAAAGCUUUAUUGGGACCUAUUGGAAUAAAAACACUCGACCCAAGGUUCUUUCCUUUUUUCCAACUCAUGCAAAUAUUAUGAGAAUUUAGUGAUUGGGCUUACAACGGCAACUACAACAACGACGAUGAUGGAACGAAUAAAGCAACGGCAAAAGGCUGGAAUUAUCACCAAGGACCGGUUUGUAACGAUUCUUUUAGUGAUAAUUAGGUUUCAAAAAAUCUCAGGAAUGGGUGUGGGUGGCCGCUUUCUAUUCAACUGCGAGAUUAGCGAUUGGUGAGAGACUAGGAGGAGAACGACUACAAGCUGCGAUAAAAGAAGUUCAGUCACGAUUAGGCGCAUGUCAUCAACACAUUACGGUAUGAACAGAUUCUGAGAAUUUUUAAAGGAAAAAUGUUCAGAAUUCGGUGUGGAGAUCAUUACCAGAGCUCACCAACGAAGGAGGUGCAGACUGUCAUCACAGUUGUCCAGCUCAAGCGUGGUCCGUAGGAUGCUUCAUUGAAACUUGCCAGAAAUUGGGCGAUCUAACCAAUAACUAA